UGUCCGCUUGCCCUACUGUUGCCCAGAGUGCUGGCGGGAUGAUCUGCACUCACUAGCAUGCCUGGAUGGUUCAAAAAGGCGUGGUAUGGGCUGGCGUCUCUCCUCAGCUUUUCUUCCUUCCUCCUGAUCAUCGUCGCCUUGGCUGUACCCCAUUGGUUGAGCGGGAAAAUCCUGUGUCAGACUGGAGUGGAUUUAGUCAAUGCCACAGACCCGGAACUGGUCAAAUUCAUCGGGGACAUUUACUACGGGCUCUUCCGAGGGUGUAAAGUUCGGCAAUGCGGCCUCGGGGGUCGACAGUCCCAAUUUACAAUCUUCCCACAUCUAGUGAAGGAGCUCAAUGCAGGCCUCCAUGUCACGGUGCUGCUGCUGCUCUUCCUGGCCCUGGCCCUGGCUCUGGUCAGCAUGGGCUUCGCCAUUCUCAACAUUGUUCAGGUCCCCUACAGGGCAGUCAAUGGCCCUGGUGGCAUCUGCCUUUGGAAUGUCCUGGCAGGUGGAGUCGUGGCGCUAGCCAUCGGCAGCUUCAUGGCUGCGGUGAAAUUUCACGACCUGACAGAAAGAAUCGCCAACUUCCAGGAGAGGCUCUUCCAGUUUGUCGUCGUAGAAGAGCAGUACGAACAGUCAUUUUGGAUCUGCGUGGCGAGCGCCUCAGCCCACGCAGCAAACUUGGUUGUGGUGGCGAUCAGUCAAAUUCCCCUCCCAGAAAUCAAGACUAAAAUGGAAGAGGCCACAGUUACCCCCGAGGACAUCUUAUACUGAUCACAGGUGAAGACUCCUGCACUUGUCAGCUGUGUCUGACACUGAACAAUCCAUUUAUUGACUAAUUCUCAUUUCCCUCACCUGUCAAAGGGGGAUAAUAACAACUUCGCAAGCUUUGCUGUGAGGUUCCAACCGUACUGUUGGUGACGCUGCAAGC
Acomys russatus (golden spiny mouse) is the source of this 913-nucleotide messenger RNA. RefSeq names its product clarin 2 (gene Clrn2). The transcript is spliced from 3 exons. The coding region runs from base 58 to 756 and encodes 232 amino acids. Lineage: Eukaryota; Metazoa; Chordata; Mammalia; Rodentia; Muridae. The record is from RefSeq and is a predicted model, not a curated record.